UCCCAGAAGCUUUACCACCAAGCAGCAAGACAAAGUUGAGCUCGGUGAAGUUCGCAUUGCGACCUCUUAGAACAAUUGACGUCUGAUUUAAGGUCGUGCCAAAGCCUUGCACGGCUUAGUCGUAAAAAAGCUCCAGUUCCUUGAAACAAGAUGUUAUUUACGUUUUAACAGGGCAAGUUACAUGUGCAGGUAAUCUCUGUUUGCUCUCUGAGAAGGAUUUGGCACCGCGCUGAACAUAUCGAGCAGAAAUGGAUAGACGGUGGUCGGUUUGCGCGCCUAUUUUUCUCUGCCUGGUCUGCUGGUUCUCAUCCUCUUUUGCCUCUACAAGCGUUCGUCUUGCGGGUGGAUCUAAUCCGCUUAGAGGUCGUGUGGAGGUUGGCUUGAGCGACGGCACGUGGGGAACCGUCUGCGACGAUUACUGGGACAUCCGAGACGCAACUGUUGUUUGCCGCCAACUCGGGUAUGCAAAGGCAAGCAGCGCUAUCCCCCGCUACGGAGGUGGUCGAGGCCCGAUAUUGCUGGACAAUUUAGAAUGUACUGGGCAAGAAAGUGACUUGUUCCGAUGUCAAGGCGGUCGAGUGGGCGUGCACAAUUGCGAACAUUCGGAAGAUGCCGGUGUCGAAUGCGAUAACAGCAAGGUUCGAAUUGUGGGUGGACCAAGUGAGAUGAGGGGCCGCGUUGAGGUUCGACACAACGGCGUCUGGGGGACGGUUUGUGACGAUUCCUGGGACAUAAAUGACGGUCAUGUCGUCUGCCGUCAACUCGGGUAUGCAAAGGCAAGCAGCGCUAUCCAGUCCUACGGAGGUGGUCGGGGCCCUAUAUUGCUGGACGAUUUAAAAUGUACUGGGCAAGAAAGUAACUUGUUCAGAUGUCGAGGCGGUCGAGUGGGCGUGCACAAUUGCAGACAUUCGGAAGAUGCCGGUGUUGAAUGCGACCCUAGCAGCGCUCGAAUUGUGGGUGGACCAAGUGAGAUGAGAGGCCGCGUUGAGGUUCGACACAACGGCGUCUGGGGGACGGUUUGUGACGAUUCCUGGGACAUAAAUGACGGUCAUGUCGUCUGCCGUCAACUCGGGUAUGCAAAGGCAACCCGCGUUAUCCAGCGCUACGGAGGUGGUCGGGGCCCUAUAUUGCUGGACAAUUUAGAAUGUACUGGGCAAGAAAGUGACUUGUUCGGAUGUCAAGGCAAUCGAGUGGGCAUGCACAAUUGCGGACAUUUGGAAGAUGCCGGUGUUGAAUGCGACCUUAGCCGCGUUCGACUUGUGGGUGGACCAAGCGAGAUGAAAGGCCGCGUUGAGGUUCUACACGACGGUGUCUGGGGGACGGUUUGUGACGAUUCCUGGGACUUAAAUGCCGGUACUGUCGUCUGUCGUCAACUCGGGUUUUCGACAGCUAUUUUGGCCAUUCAGCGAUUCGGCGGCGGCAAAGGCCGGAUUUUACUGGACAAUUUGCGUUGCAAUGGGCUUGAAAGCAACCUCUUCCAGUGUUCUAGGAAUCCGGUAGGAGACCAUGACUGUAGCCACAGUGAGGAUGCUGGCGUGCAAUGUGUACGAUGAGGACAUGAUCUGGCGCCGGGGCAGUACCGGCCCCAGGGGAAAUUCAGCUGUUGGAAGCGGGUGCACGGAUGUAUGUGAAUUGACCCUGUUGAUGCGAAGGGUCUGAUUUGCUACUCCAUCAAACCAAUACACCAGUUUAUUGACCCAGUUUGAUUACUGGACCUGCUGAAGUACCCCAUCAGCUUCUGCUUCUCUGAUGCACUCUUUAAGCUCCACAUACUCUUUUCUUUUGGGUUUUACUUCGCAGACAUGUACGAUAUUUGAAAUGCAUAACCCAGCAUAGCAUUAUAGCCACCAUUAUUUACUGCGAUACAAACUUACACUUGGUCUC
Messenger RNA from Sycon ciliatum, 1884 nucleotides. RefSeq names its product scavenger receptor cysteine-rich domain-containing group B protein-like. The record is from RefSeq and is a predicted model, not a curated record. Gene Ontology annotation, cellular component: membrane. The transcript has 10 exons. Bases 249 to 1553 code for a protein of 434 amino acids. NCBI's taxonomy places the organism in Eukaryota, Metazoa, Porifera, Calcarea, Leucosolenida, Sycettidae.